AUGUACUUCAAGAACAUGCUUGAAGGUUAUUGUGUGGGUCUUAGGAAUUUCGUACAGUUUGUUAUAGAACCCGCUCCAGAGCACUCCAUGGACUUCAUUAUCAAUCGGCUGCGCAAGCAAGAUCCAACCAAGUCUUCGAAACUUUCGUUUGUCGUGGAGGCUGAUCUUCACAAUAUAGUGCAGAGGUUCAAUAUGAUACCAGGAUGGAGGCACAAGGACGAUGUCACUUCUUUGCAAAUGCGGCAUGAGGAGAACAACGUUGAUGAUGGUAUCAGGUGCUUCGAAUUGCCUCAAGAUUCUAGUGGCAGAGGUUUUCUGCUAGUGAUAAUAACACCACUGAUGGCGGAUUGGAUCCGAAAGUACUCAGGAAAAGGGGUGUCUCUCGACGACACAUUCAACACGACUAGAUACAGUCUGCGAUUAGCUACUUUGAUGGUCAUGGAUGAGAAAGACCGCGGUCUCCCAGUAGAUAUCCUUGCUUAUCUGCACGGAAUGAAUCAGAAGGCCAUGGCUGAAUAUCUUGAAAAAAAUUAUUUAGGGAGAACGCCUACCUGGGCAUCGUUCGCGAAUCGGGGUGCUGUCCUCGAUACAACGAUGAUAAGUGAACGCUUUCAUCUGCGUAUUAAAGAUGAAUUCCUUCAUCGCAAUUCGAACUCCCGUGUGGACAGCUUCGUCGACCUUUUGGUGAAAGCUGUUGAGGAUAUUUCGGAGUCUUUGGAAGUUAAGAAGAACACACAUUGUCUCAAUUGCGGGGUUUGUGCUUAUGCAUGGAGCUGUACAUGCAUGGACAAUAGGACUGGCGUCAGCUGUCCCCAUAAACACGCUGUUAAACUACUAACCCCAGAAUGUCUGCCCUCGGAAUGUGUUCAAGAAAACGCGCCAGACUUCGUAGUCGAAAUGGAUACUCCCGUCGUGGAGGCACAGGAGCGCAAAGAAGCGCGUUAUCAGAAACUCAAUGCUAUCAGAAGUACUUAUGCCGCUAUAGAUGCCAAGGCUUCCUUGUUGGCAAAGCUAGAUACGGAUGAGGCAAUGGCCCCGUUGCAGGAUAUUUUGAAUCGCAUGCAGUCGACAGCUGGAACUAUAGAGACAUCUUCAAAUACGCUUGCUCCUCGACCAGAGCUAAAUGGAAUUGGAGGCAAACCUCAGCUAACCAAAAUACAGCUGCACCAGGAGGAAAAGCUUCAUAAAUUCGUACAUAUGAUAUCCUCACGUGGUAAUGCAGCAUCAUUUAGAACUCCUAUUGAAGGGAUAUGCAUGAGGUCGACUGCUCGAGAAUUGUUGGAAGUAAAAAGAUCAACAAAACAUAUAUACAGUUCAUCUCAUUCCAGCAAUUGCUCAUUCGUCAUUUCGACGAACAUGUGGUAA
Molecule: messenger RNA, 1365 nt
Organism: Cooperia oncophora
Lineage: Eukaryota; Metazoa; Nematoda; Chromadorea; Rhabditida; Trichostrongylidae
Source: the annotation of a GenBank genome assembly